AUGCUGAAGAAGAAAAGAUUCUCUGGCCUAUUCGGCGUAGGCAUGACCGAGAUCCCCUCACCAGGACCCGAACAAACCAACAACAUAAACGGAAACAACGCCAGCGGAUUCAGCAGUCCCCAGUUACUCUCCAACCAAGGCCGCCAAUCUUCCAUGUCCAUGCUCACCACCACCACCACCACCGACGGAUACUUCAACAGCAAUACCAACCCUAUCAAUAAUACUAAUGGAGCAGGAGCAGGAGGAGUAGGAGACGAGGACCCUGCAGGAAACGUACUGACGAGGGGGGAGGUCCACGCAUCGUUAGAGAAUCUGAAGAAACUGGUGAUUGCAGCAGAGUCGUAUCGGGAAUUGACGACUAAGCUGGCAAAGACGACGAAGCAGCUGGGGAAGUGCUUUAAGGAGUAUGGGGAGACAAAGGGCAUGGAUAGUACUUAUGUCAUGUGUCUCAAGUCCUCGGCCAACUUUUACGAGUCCUUCUCAGAGAUGGAAACCAAACUGGCGACGUGUCUUCAGAAGGAUUUUGAGCAGCUGCAGGGCAACUGGGAAAAGCACACCAAACGGGUCACCAAAGACGAGAGGGCCCAUGACGAGAUUCUGGGAGACCUAGACGAGCGAAUCAAAAAGAUUAGCAUGAAUUACGACAAAAAGAACAAGCGACCCGAUCCCAACACCGCACUCAUGUCCCACGAGAAAUACAUCUCAACGCUGUCUGAACUGCAAGAAUCAAUUGCGAGUGCAAAGAAGGACCAUCGGAACACCGUCGCGCGCAGGGAGAGAUAUACACACUCGCUAACAGCACAAAUCGCCUGUCGAUUGUCCGAGGCUCAGUUCUUGGCGAUCGAACGACACCUUCGUGGAUCAGGACCUAGUCUGUUAAAGAUCAAGGAGUGGGCGCCUUACGCCGGGCAGGAUAUGCCUCCACCGACUCUGGUCACUAAUGGCGAUCCAACGAUUGAGAUCCGGGGUGGGACUUUUGAAGAGUAUAUUGCCAGGCAUACCCCCUCAGGCGGCGGUGGUGGAAAUGGUGGUGGAAAUGUUGCAGGGAAUGGACUUAAUGGCAACAUGCCCUAUGUCCCAGGGGCAUACCAGUCGCAGAGAAUGGACCCAGGAAUGGCGUCACCGAACGGUUCACCAGCGCCUAUCACUCUGACAGAGAUGCCCCAAAUCACCCUGCCUCCCUUUGCUCCCAUGCAACAACACUUACAACAACAGCAAUUGCAACAGCAGCAACAAGGAGGCAGUGCUGCCCCAGGGAACCAACAACCCUAUUUUCAGUCCCCAACGCCUACAGGAUUGCCAACAACCAUGCCUAUCCCAAAUGUUGUAACCCCAGCAGCACCCUCGACAAGACUCCCCACCAACAUGCCAGAACCUAAAAACUAUAUCACUCCACAACAGCAACAGCGCCAGUCCAUCAUUGAUCCAACCCCUCCUCCACAGAUGAUCACGCCUCAACCUACUCGAGUCGACAAGAUCCUGACUACGACGACUACGACGGGAGGAAGACCUGUUGUUGUCAAGCCCUCGGGUACUGACCAUAAGGUCUUGGUCAAGGAGGUCGCCAUUCCUCAACCGGCGACAAAGACCAUUCUUGUGGGAAAGCCUGCCGUCGUAUCGACCGACUCUACAGUGAUUGUUGCUGACCCAGUGCCAGUCCUUACAACCUCACCACCAACCACUCCGGGAGCCUUUCCGACCAACAACAUCACCAGUGGGAUCACGGCAGUCUUGACCAACAAAGAGCAAGAGCCAGUUAUCCACAAACCGGCCGUGGUGGAGACAUUGGGGACAGUGACACAAACUGCUGACGGCGGGAUAGUGGUCAAUACGAACCUUGACGGGAGUUGGCCAGAAGAUCAUGGAUCGGUCAGUACCAAGGUCGGCGGGAGUAGUAGCGCCACAGAAGACGGCAGAUCGACGACUCGCAGUGGCGGGAGUGGCGGUGGCCGCCCCGGGGACCAGGCGGCUAUGAUGACAGCCAAGCUGGAUUAUUUUCGGGAAAGCCGGGCUCUGACGGCGGCGGAUGAGGCUGCAGAUGCGGCGGCGCUGGAUCGGUACCAUCGCGAGAACUAUUCAGGGCGAUACCGGUAUGCGGAUGAAGAAAGUGUUGGUGGUGGUGUUGGUACAGGUGCCAGGUUUAGAGGACCUGAUAGUGGUGGGCCUGAUGACCGGGACCAGGACAGGGACAGGGAUCGUCAUCUGGACGAUGUGGGGCCGGAUGAUUUGUAUGAUGACCCGUACUCGGGUGACCAACACGACUCGUAUUAUGACGAUGGCGGGGAUGACAUUGCACGGGUUGAGCCCCGCCGGUUCUAUGAUGAUGACGAGUCACAGCAUUCGGGCUCCAUCCCUAUCCAGCGCGACCGCGAGUACUAUACGACGAGAUAUGAGGAACAGCAACAUCGGGAGUACGAUCGGUCGUACCAGCAUUAUUCGUCUUCCAUGCCUGCGGCCCGACGCCAACCAGCUUACCCGGAUGACCGAGACAGAGACAGAGACAGAGACCGAGACAGAGAGCGGGAGCGGGAUCUUGAUAGAGGCGAUUGGGCGACUGCCGCUUCUGCCCUGGCGGCUGCAGAUGAAGUCAGUAGUCUGAGUGGAUAUGCCCGUGAGCAGUACCCGGCCUCACGCGAGUACCCAACAGCGCGACCCACCUUAGAAGAUCGAGAACGGGAACUGGACAUUAUCAACCAGAAAGUCGCUGCUGCUGCCGCUGCUGCGAAUGCCAAUGGUGGUGGAAGGACAUCGCGAGUAGCACCAGGAGCUGACCCCAAUGGCAAUGGGUAUGGCCCACGUCGGCCGGCCUCUUCUGCACCUGGUACGGUAGCUCAAAUGCGUCGCCGGUUCUCCGACCUCAGUGUCUCAGACAUGGCAGCCGUCUCUGCUGCUUCUGGGGGCAUGACAUCACCAGGUCCCCGACCACGCGGGAUGAGCGGUUCAGGGCAAUCAACACUGAUCCAGGACUCUAUCCGGAGCAGGGGAGAGCGGGACCGAGAUUCGAGGUAUCCGCCUCGUGCGUCCACCCCUCAGAGUCGUGCUGCCGUCACUGCGACGGGGUACCAGUAUGAGAGGAAAGGACAGGGAUUGAUGACGGGUGGGUCGAGUAGUCAGCUUGUCGGUGGGACAAAUGGGCGGUAUAGUAGAACUGGCGGAGGGGGUCAUUUGUCGGAUUAUGAGGAUGGAUCGUCGAGGAUGUCGCGUCUUGUUGGCGACCAACGGGAACGCCGGCGAUGA
Molecule: messenger RNA, 3237 nt
Organism: Linnemannia hyalina
Lineage: Eukaryota; Fungi; Mortierellomycota; Mortierellomycetes; Mortierellales; Mortierellaceae
Source: the annotation of a GenBank genome assembly